AUGGUGCGAAGCGCAAGCGCCCGACUUGCCAACAUAUUUCCCAUUAUACAGAAGCUGCGUGCCGCUUUGACUCCUAAUGUAUCAUACGCGGCCAAGCUCCACAAAAUAUGGAAGGAGCUCUAUGGAAGCCACUGCACGAUGGCGAAGCAAGGUCUGGAAGAUGUCACAGGACUGCCUUAUUUCUACAACGACUUCUUGAGGCAGCAGACAAUGAAGGGCUUUUCCGAUGACGCAGCCGGAUAUAUCUACGGCACCCUGCUCGAAGUCGGCUCCGACACCACCGCGUCUACCCUCUAUGGCUCCGUUCUCGCGGUACUAAUAUUCCAUAAAGUGCAGAAGAAGGCUCAAGAGGAGCUCCACCGGGUAGUGGGGCGUGAUCGACUGCCACUCAUCGACGACUAA
Fonsecaea multimorphosa CBS 102226 is the source of this 402-nucleotide messenger RNA. RefSeq lists its product as uncharacterized. Gene Ontology annotation, molecular function: oxidoreductase activity, acting on paired donors, with incorporation or reduction of molecular oxygen; iron ion binding; heme binding. The record is from RefSeq and is a predicted model, not a curated record. Lineage: Eukaryota; Fungi; Ascomycota; Eurotiomycetes; Chaetothyriales; Herpotrichiellaceae. The coding region runs from base 1 to 402 and encodes 133 amino acids. The transcript has 2 exons.